Molecule: messenger RNA, 517 nt
Organism: Dermatophagoides pteronyssinus (European house dust mite)
Lineage: Eukaryota; Metazoa; Arthropoda; Arachnida; Sarcoptiformes; Pyroglyphidae
Source: RefSeq, a predicted model, not a curated record
UAGUCAUUUGGCUAGUUAGGACCCAUUCUCUUAAAUGAUGACCUGUUGUUCGUUAAUCGUAAAAUUGUUAUUUUACGCUCUAUUUAUUCUGUUUGGUUUGUUGUUAAUCAAAAUUCCAACCAUCGCAUGGCGUGAAUAUGAUACAAUGAUGGCCGAUUGUUGGCAACAUACCAAUCAAUCUUCAACUAAUGAACAAAGCAUACACAUUGUGGAAGGUAUGUUGUUCACUGACGAUGACAAUGAUGAUGACGAAAUUCAAGUGUCCAUUAUCGAAUCAAAUCUGAAGUCGGCAAAGCGAUGCCGACAAGAGAUGCUCGAUCAUCUUCGAUUUGAUAUUGGUUUGUCAUGCAUGUUGAUGACAUUAUUAUUAGCCAUCUUAUUGCUUUCCAUUCGAUUGUAUUCGAAAUUAUUCUGCUGGCCAAACGGUGACAUCACAGAAUCGGAAACAUUUAUCUCUUUCUCAAGCGCAGACAAAAGAGCUAGACAGAAGGAAAAUUAUCAAUAUAUAAUGCCAUAA